Messenger RNA from Cajanus cajan (pigeon pea), 620 nucleotides. Lineage: Eukaryota; Viridiplantae; Streptophyta; Magnoliopsida; Fabales; Fabaceae. The record is from RefSeq and is a predicted model, not a curated record.
CCCCGGGCAUGGAUAUGACAGGAAUACUUAAAUUAACCAUUUACGAUCGAAAAUUGAAAACUAAGCGAAAGGAAAGAAAUAUCAGGCCCUUAGAGAAAAGGAAAGAUUAUGGGAAUCGUGGAAGAGGCUCAUAACGUGAGAAUAGUUGGAAAAGGAAACGAAAUUGUGAUUCUGGCUCAUGGGUUUGGCACAGACCAAUCGGUGUGGAAGCACCUGGUGCCGCAUCUGGUCGAUGAUUACCGUGUGAUUCUGUACGACAACAUGGGCGCUGGUACAACAAACCCUGAAUACUUCGACUUCGAACGAUACUACACAAUCGAUGGUUUUGUCUAUGACCUUCUCGCCAUUUUGCAAGAGCUUCAAGUGCAAUCUUGCAUCUUCGUUGGUCACUCUCUUUCCGCUAUGGUCGGCCUCCUCGCUUCAAUCUCCCACCCUCAUCUCUUCACUAAGCUCAUCCUCGUCUCUGCCUCUCCAAGGUAUAAAUCUUUCAUUCACUUGUUUAUAUAACUUACUCUUCAUAUGCUUUUCUUAUUAUAAGCUUUUAAUUUUCUAAAACGGAAAACUAAAAGUUGAGACCCUCGACUCAAGAGUUCUGCUAUGCAUGAUUAUCACUUCAGUUC